This is a messenger RNA of Benincasa hispida (wax gourd), 2083 nucleotides long. Its product is annotated as GTP-binding family protein. NCBI's taxonomy places the organism in Eukaryota, Viridiplantae, Streptophyta, Magnoliopsida, Cucurbitales, Cucurbitaceae. Gene Ontology annotation, biological process: mitochondrial translation. The record is from RefSeq and is a predicted model, not a curated record. Gene Ontology annotation, cellular component: mitochondrion. Gene Ontology annotation, molecular function: GTPase activity; GTP binding.
GCUUUGCCACUUGAAAAAGGAUAAGAUGAUAUUCUUUUUGGUUUGAAGGUAUCAAGUUUUGCUAAUACGCAAAAGCUCAAGCUGAAAGCUUCACAUUCCAAUUCCCAUGGAAAUGAGAGUCCUCCACCACCAUUCCCGUCUUCCUCAUUCAUUCCUCUCCUCUCUUCCUCAAAUCUAACUCCUUUCUUCCAAAUUCACACUCCUCUUCUUAAGACCUCCCUUCGUCGGCACCACCGUUUUCCCAUAAACUCAGUUUCACAGAACCCAUUUCAAUCCAGCGAAUCGAUUCCUAAAACCCCAGAAAAGCCACAGCCUAGAACUCUUUUCCCAAGUGGGUUCAAGCGCCUGGAGAUUAAAGUGCCCUGUGUGGUGCCCCAAUUAGAUGCAGCAGAGGUUUUGAGCGGUGGUGAUGCUUUGGAUUUGAUCGACAGGGCGGUGUCCAAGUGGGUUGGUAUCGUGGUGCUCAAUAGCGGCGAAGGCGGUGGCGGUAAACUCUACGAAGCCGCUUGUAAAUUGAAGUCGGUGGUCGGAGACCGCGCUUAUUUGUUGAUAGCUGAGCGUGUCGACAUUGCGACUGCCGUUAAUGCCAGUGGAGUUGUCCUCUCUGAUCAAGCAUUGACACUCACUGCAACUGCAAGCAAUGAGUCUUCUUCAUAUUCAGCUCUCAGGGCUCUGCCUCCCCACCGCUCCUGCAAUCUCGCCCCACCUUUUUUACUGCCGAAGCGGACCAUCCCCAUCGUCUCUCUCGCCUUCAACUUCUCUUUCUUCGUCGCACCCCACAAUUCAGAUUGUAGGUGGAAAAACAUCAAAUUUCUUUGGAGAUUUGAGCCCCAAAGGUACAUCUAACAGCGACCUACUUGAGGGAGAUUGGGUUGAUUUUGAAGCUGAUCUUUAUUACUGGACAAAUACAUUGCGUCCUGUUCAGUGGUAUCCUGGCCAUAUAGCAAAAACAGAAAAAGAGCUGAAGCAUCAACUAAAGCUGAUGGAUGUUGUGAUAGAAGUUCGAGAUGCUAGAAUACCCUUGUCUACAAGUCACCCACAGAUGGAUGCAUGGCUUGGUAAUAGGAGAAGAAUAUUGGUAUUGAAUAGAGAAGAUAUGAUAUCUUCAGCAGAUCGGAAUGCUUGGGCAGCUUAUUUUACGAGACAGGGAAUAAAAGUAGUAUUUUCGAAUGGGCAACUUGGAAUGGGCACAAUGAAGCUAGGGCGGUUGGCCAAGACAUUAGCGGCAGAUGUCAAUGUCAAACGUAGAGCAAAAGGACUACUUCCUCGCGCGGUUCGUGCUGGAAUAGUUGGAUAUCCUAAUGUUGGAAAAUCGUCUCUGAUCAACCGCUUGCUGAAACGACGAAUGUGUCCAGCAGCUCCAAGACCAGGUGUCACCAGAGAAUUGAAGUGGGUCCGUUUUGGCAAAGAUCUUGAGUUGCUUGAUUCUCCUGGUAUUAUACCAAUGCGGAUUAGUGACCAGACAGCUGCAAUAAAGCUUGCUAUCUGCGAUGACAUUGGAGAGAGGUCCUACAAUGCUGCUGAUGUUGCUGCCAUCCUUGUACAGAUUCUUACCAAGCUUCCGUCAGUAGGUAUAGAAUCACUUCAAAAGCGAUACAAAGUUGAUGCAAGCGGUCAAUGUGGUCACAUAUUUAUUCAAAAGUUAGCACUCCAACUGUUCAACGGGGACAGUCAUCAAGCAGCUUUCCGCAUCUUAUCAGAUUUUCGCAAAGGAAAGUUUGGUUGGACUGCUUUGGAGAGGCCUCCCAGAUAAUACUGUUGGAUGAUUGUUUCUUGGAGAAUUUCAGCUUUUCUCUUAUACAACUUUUAUAAAUGCUAAAGGCCACCUGGUGGAGAAUUAGAAGCAGAUUCAUGAUGCUUAUUGCUUUCAACUUGCGGAGUUGCGGGAACCACAAAACUGGAGGUCCUUGAUCAUGAAUGGCAAGGAGUGUCACUAAUAUGUGAAGCCAUUUUAAUCAUGUAAUAUAUGUUUUUAUAUUACUCGUGUAAUUAAAACUAUCUUUUUGGUUAACCUACAUUUGUAUCCCAAAUAAAUUCUGUAGUGCUUAACUAUAUAUCUCUUUGCAGCUGUUCCUGUGUUGCA